AGAGCAGAAUAAAGGACGGGAAAGUGCCAUAACCAUUGUGUUUGUGCAGUGUCACGUGGUGAACGCGUCCUUCUCUUCAGAACUGGUUGAAACCGACAGAGAGCUGUUGAAGGUUCAACUGCAGUCUGCGGGGAGAGAUACAACCCUCCCCCUGUCACACAGUGCUACCCGGCCUGCCCGCCGCCAUGCAGAGGCACUACAGCCUGGAUGUCUCCGCUCCUCUGCUCCGGACGCAGGGCUACAUAGACGGUCGCUGGAUCUCUGCAGCCUCGGUGUUCCCGGUCUUGGACCCGGCCACCGGGCAGGAAUUAGCCCGGGUGUCCGACUGCGGCCCGGCUGAAGCCAAGCAGGCUGUGGACGCUGCAUACAAGGCGUUUCACUCCUGGAAGCAAUACUCUGCUAAAGAGAGGAGCGUCCUGCUAAGGAAAUGGUUCGAACUGAUGACGCUGCACAAAGAAGACCUGGCUAAACUGAUCACAUUCGAAUGUGGUAAGCCCAUGAAGGAAUCUCUCGGGGAGAUUGCGUACUCCGCUGCCUUCCUGGAGUGGUUUUCGGAGGAGGCUCGGCGAGUGUACGGUGACAUUGUACCGUCACCUGCCAAAGACCGAAAGAUCCUGCUCCUCAAACAGCCGACGGGCGUCGCCUCCAUCAUCACACCGUGGAACUUCCCCAGUGCCAUGAUCACCAGGAAGGUGGGAGCUGCUCUGGCUGCCGGCUGCACGGUGGUGAUCAAACCGGCGGAGGACACACCGCUGUCAGCGCUCGCUCUGGCUGAGCUGGCGGAGCAGGCGGGCAUCCCAGCGGGGGUUUUUAACGUGGUUCCUUGCUCCAGGGAGAAGACUCCGUCAGUCGGACAGGUUCUCUGCACCGAUCCCCUGGUGGCCAAAAUCUCCUUCACCGGCUCCACUGCCACGGGAAAAGUGCUGCUGAAACUCGCUGCUGACACUGUGAAGAAGGCCUCCAUGGAGCUGGGUGGCCACGCCCCUUUCAUUGUGUUCGACAGUGCUGAUGUCGACCUGGCUGUCAGCGGAGCCAUGGCCUCCAAGUUCAGGAACUCUGGACAGACGUGUGUGUGUUCGAACCGGUUUCUGGUGCAGAGCGGCAUCUACGAGCACUUCCUGGAGAAGUUGGGCACAGCGAUGGACGCUGAGCUGCGUGUGGGACACGGCUCAGAGCCUGACACCACCCAGGGCCCGCUCAUCAACACCAGAGCCGCUGACAAGGUGGUUCAUCAGAUAUCUGACGCAGUGUCUCAGGGGGCAAAAGUUCUGAGGGGCGGGAAGCGUCUGGAGGGGUCCUUCAUGGAGCCAACGCUUCUGGCCGACGUCACCACAGACAUGCUGUGCACGAAGGAGGAAACUUUCGGCCCGCUGCUGCCCGUCAUCAGGUUUAACACGGAGGCAGAAGCUCUGGCCAUUGCUAACGCAUCUAACGUUGGGCUGGCAGGCUACUUUUACUCAAAGGAUGUGAGUCAGAUCUGGCGGGUGGCGGAGGCGUUGGAGGUGGGCAUAGUUGGAGUCAACGAGGGCCUCCUGUCCACACCGGAGGCUACCUUCGGUGGGGUCAAACAGUCCGGUUUGGGCAGAGAGGGCUCCAAGUACGGCAUCGACGAGUACCUGGAAGUCAAGUACAUGUGCUUCGGAGGCCUGAAACCCUGAAACAGAACAAUCCAGCGGUGAAACACACAAACAAGUACAGCAAUCAUGAAAGAUGACCGUAAACGUAGAGCUCAGGUUUGAUUUGAUGAAGUCGUUUAAAACAUUAACCAACACAAAAUAACCUUUGAAUUAGAGUCUGGGCGGCUAAACUGACUAUUUGUAUUGUCUCGUCUGACGUCCAUAUGAUUAACAGUUUUAUGUAAAGAAGUAAAAAUCAUCACCGUCCUCUGUGUGAUUCUCUUUAGAAGAUGCAGCGUUUUGAUCAGACAGGAAGUGAAACAAGGUCGCCUUAGUUUCUUUUAUGUUGCUCGUCAUGUUUGUGGAGAUUUUGGAUCAAGCAGCUACCGUUGGACUGCAGUGUUUUGUGCCAAAAUCAUCAUUACCCACUGAUGCCCCCAGUGGUUGCUCUGCUUUAGGGUUAGCUGUGCUUGCUGUUCCAGAGCU
This is a messenger RNA of Scomber japonicus (chub mackerel), 2102 nucleotides long. It is a transcript of the gene aldh5a1, whose product is annotated as aldehyde dehydrogenase 5 family, member A1 (succinate-semialdehyde dehydrogenase). The transcript is spliced from 11 exons. Gene Ontology annotation, biological process: GABA catabolic process. The record is from RefSeq and is a predicted model, not a curated record. Gene Ontology annotation, molecular function: succinate-semialdehyde dehydrogenase (NAD+) activity. Bases 186 to 1658 code for a protein of 490 amino acids. Lineage: Eukaryota; Metazoa; Chordata; Actinopteri; Scombriformes; Scombridae.